CUCACAUCAAAGAAAUGGCCCCAACAGAGAAGACAAUUAUACUAAUUACUGGUGCGAAUAGUGGUAUCGGCUUCGAGCUGGCGGCGCAACUACUUUCCAAUGCCUCUAACCAUGUCUUACUUGGCAGCCGUUCCGUAGAGAAGGGCGAAGCAGCAGUGAAGGAACUUCAAUCGCGAAAUCUACCGGGUACCGUGGAACUGAUCCAACUCGACGUCGCAAGUGAGGACUCUAUCUUCGCAGCGGCCAAGGAAGUUGAAAGCAAGCAUUCCAGGCUCGACGCGCUGGUCAACAAUGCCGCAGUCGCUGGUUCGUCAGGAUCGUUCGCACAGCGGCUCAACGAAUGCUUCCGGACCAACGCCACCGGCCCGGCCGUCAUGGUCGAAGCCUUCGCUCCACUGCUUGAAAAGUCGGCCAGCACGCCUCGCAUCGUCAAUGUCACAUCCGGUGGGGGCUCGAUUGCGAUGCGUCUUGAUCCGAAUGGUCCCGGAAAGAAUAUCAAAAACGUGCAGUAUCGAGCGAGCAAGUCGGCUCUGAACAUGGUUAUGGCGUGUCAGGCGGUGGAAUACGGGCCGCGGGGCUGGAAGGUGUUUGCCUUCUGUCCAGGGUAUACCGCCUCCAAUCUGUCGGCGUCAAACAAGGUGGAGCUCGGUGCGCAACCAACGAGCGAAGGUGCUGCGCCUAUUGUUGAUAUUUUGGAUGGGAAGAGGGAUGGCGAGCAUGGAGGGUACUUGCAUGCUAAGGGCCAGUAUGCUUGGUAG
Trematosphaeria pertusa is the source of this 758-nucleotide messenger RNA. Its product is annotated as NAD(P)-binding protein. The transcript is spliced from 3 exons. The coding region runs from base 15 to 758 and encodes 247 amino acids. The record is from RefSeq and is a predicted model, not a curated record. Lineage: Eukaryota; Fungi; Ascomycota; Dothideomycetes; Pleosporales; Trematosphaeriaceae.